This is a messenger RNA of Chelonia mydas (Green sea turtle), 5918 nucleotides long. RefSeq names its product endoplasmic reticulum to nucleus signaling 2 (gene ERN2). The record is from RefSeq and is a predicted model, not a curated record. The transcript is spliced from 22 exons. The coding region runs from base 965 to 3538 and encodes 857 amino acids. Gene Ontology annotation, biological process: IRE1-mediated unfolded protein response; protein phosphorylation; intrinsic apoptotic signaling pathway in response to endoplasmic reticulum stress. Gene Ontology annotation, cellular component: IRE1-TRAF2-ASK1 complex. Gene Ontology annotation, molecular function: ATP binding; RNA endonuclease activity; protein serine/threonine kinase activity. Lineage: Eukaryota; Metazoa; Chordata; Testudines; Cheloniidae.
AGUCUCUACGGUGCCACAAGUCCUCCUUUUCUUUUUUCGUUGUGUCUGUGAGGAGACUACUGAGCCCGCUGGGGGGCCAAGCCCCUCAUUAGGGCCCGUACUGAGGGAGGGUGAAGCUGGGGUUUCCCCACACCGCACACACAUUGUUACCAAGCUUCUUGGUUGAUGUUCUUGCACCGCCUGGUUUGCUGUCUAGUGUUUCACCCCCAGGAGGGAGGGAAGGUGGGCGAUGCUGAUCCCCAGUGAACGACGGGGGAAUCUGCACCAGCCUGGAUAUCCCACCAUAGAGACCCCAGAGAAUGGGGGCGGGUGGCAAAGUGCCCUGGAGUGCUGUCUGCUGGGGGAUAGCCUGUAGUCAGAAUGGGAUUAUUUGCCUUUUACCAAGCUCAGGUGUUAGAUCCAGUCCUGGGUGGGCAGGAACAGUGCCCUUCCGUGUGGCAGCUACUCUGCGCUCAGGGGCAGCUCACCCAGCUUCCAGUGGUAAAACUGACUGAGGGGGGCACAAUGGCCAGGAUACAAGUUGUCCCCAGUUAGUUUUGACAAACACCGUCUGUUCAUGACCCUUUACUGCCAGGGGCAGGCUGAAGAGAGCUUGGCCCCUGUGGAUGGAACCUGCAACACUGCCGUCCUUUCUCCACUGCCUACUGCUCAGCAAUGACUGUGGGCCCAUGCCCUGGGGCAGGAUUAGAACCCACAACCUGCUGCCUCUUUCCAGCCGAUUGGAUUGGGCGACUGGAUCAAGUGUCUUGCUGGCAGCACAGUGACUGUCCCAGAAACACUGCUGUUUGUGUCCACCCUCGAUGGGAACCUUCACGCUGUGAGUAAGAAGACAGGCGACAUCAAGUGGACCCUGAAGGAUGAUCCCAUUCUUCAGGUGCCUGUUUAUGUGGCAGAGCCGGCAUUUCUCCCGGACCCCAAUGAUGGCAGCCUGUACAUCCUGGGAGGCAAAAACAAAGAAGGCCUGAUGAAACUCCCAUUCACCAUCCCAGAGCUGGUCCAGUCCUCACCGUGUCGCAGUUCAGAUGGUGUCCUCUACACGGGGAAGAAACAGGACACGUGGUUCGUCGUGGACCCCAGGUCGGGAGAGAAGCAGACGACGCUGUCGACAGAGGCCUGGGAUGGCCUGUGUCCUUCAACUCCUCUCCUCUACAUCGGCCGCACCCAAUAUGUCAUCACCAUGUAUGACACCAAGUCCCGGGAGCUGCGUUGGAAUGCCACCUACCAUGACUACUCAGCAGAGCUCUACGACGAGGCGUACGAUUACAAGAUGGCUCACUUUGCGUCGAGUGGGGACGGCCUGCUGGUGACUGUGGACAAGGAGAGUGGUAAUGUCCUGUGGAUGCAGAACUAUGGCUCCCCUGUGGUGGGGCUGUACACGUGGCACCAAGACAGUCUGCGCCGGGUCCCCCACCUCAACGUGGCCAUGGAGACGUUGCGCUACCUGACCUUCCACUCACAGGACAUCCGCCUCAUCAAGUGGAACUACCAGUCCAUGAAGGACUUCUCCACCACCAAGACCCAGCUGCUGCCGACACUCUACGUGGGGAAGCAUGCAGCCAGCUUCUACGCCCUGACCUCCUUGGUCCACGAGAGCGUGGCACUUGUGCCCCAGGGGAUCACGCUGGCCAGGAUCGAUGGCCCCACCACAGAUGAUGUGACAGUGAGAGAGUCCGGCGAGUGUGAGAUCACACCAAGCACAGAUGUCAAGUAUCCGCAGGGCAGCAUGAGCUCCCUGCACAACGAGUGGCUCCUCAUAGGGCACCAUGAGCUGCCUCCUGUGGUCCAUACCACGAUGCUAAGAGCCUUUCCAGAGACCCUGCGGAAGACUACGGAAACCAUCAUCCCCAAGAGCUCCCCUCCCAGGACUCUGUUUGAUGAUUUUCUGACCCCGAACGGCUUGGAGGAUCAGGCUAGCACGGGCAGCGAUGGGCGGUUCCGUUGGGACUCCACCCAGGCAGAGCAAACGGAAAUCUACCCAGAGUCAGGCAGCUGGGAUCUUGUGGUCACUGCAGUGCUACUGGGCGGAGGCAUUCUGCUCCUGAGUUUCGGUCUCAGGAAACUGCUGGAGCAGCGACUGCCGCAGCAGGGACUGCUUUCCCCAGGCCAGAUCUCUGGGGAGAUUCUCCCGCCAAGCUCUGAGGAAUCGCUGAGUGGGAGCCAGCGAACAUCUUCGCAGCCAUCACGGAGCUCAGGCUCAUCUUCCUCACAGAAGGACCUGCCUAAUGGAAUGGCCGACCAGGAUCUGGCUGUGUCUGGAGCUGCUGAAGCUGCAGAGCCUGAUGUGACUGUAGUUGGGAAGGUUUCCUUUAACCCCAAGGAAGUGCUGGGCCAUGGAGCCAGGGGAACCUUUGUAUUCAGGGGUCAGUUUGAUGGCCGGAACGUGGCUGUUAAGCGCCUUCUGCCCGAGUGCUUUCACCUCAUCGACCGGGAGGUCCAGCUGCUUCGGGAGUCAGAUGAGCACCCCAAUGUUGUACGCUACUUCUGUACGGAGAAGGACAAGCAGUUCCAUUACAUUGCCAUUGAGCUCUGCUCCGCCACACUGCAGGAGUAUGUGGAAAGCCCCAGCUUUGAUCGUCGGAACCUGGAUCCAGUGUCCCUGCUGUAUCAGACCACAUCCGGCCUGGCACACUUGCACUCCUUGAACAUAGUUCAUCGUGACCUGAAACCCUGCAACAUCCUCAUCUCUGUCCCAAACAGCCACGGGCAGAUCCGGGCUGUCAUCUCGGACUUCGGCCUGUGCAAGAAGCUGCAGGGGGGACGGCACAGCUUCAGCCUCCGCUCUGGAAUCCCAGGCACUGAGGGCUGGAUCGCACCGGAGGUGCUGCGGGAGAACCCAAAGGAGAACCCUACGUGCGCAGUGGACAUCUUCUCAGCUGGCUGCGUGUUUUACUACGUGGUGUCAGGUGGGGAGCACCCCUUCGGGGACAGCUUACGGCGACAGGCUCAUAUAUUGUUGGGCACUUACCAGCUGGCAUGUCUCUUGGAAGACACUCAUGACAACAUUGUUGCAAGGGAAUUGAUUUCGAUGAUGAUCAGCAACGAGCCCCAGGAGCGCCCAUCGGCCCCACAGGUCCUCAUGCAUCCCUUCUUCUGGAGUCGUGAGAAGCAGCUGCAGUUCUUCCAGGACGUAAGCGACCGUAUUGAGAAGGAGCCUGCCGAGGGACCCAUUCUUACUGCCUUGGAGUCUGGGGGCUGCUCGGUCGUGAGAUUGAAUUGGAGAGCUCACAUCUCUCUCCCGCUGCAGACAGACUUGAGGAAGUUCCGAACAUACAAGGGCAGUUCAGUACGUGACCUUCUGCGGGCCAUGAGGAACAAGAAGCAUCACUACCAUGAGCUGCCAACAGACGUCCAGGAGACUCUUGGGGCUGUUCCUGAUGAGUUUGUUCAGUACUUUACUUCUCGCUUCCCCGAGUUGCUGCUUCACACACACAGAGCCAUGCAGAUCUGUGCCACAGAGAGGCUCUUCCACCCCUAUUAUCAGCAGCAGCCAGGAGACCUUGGAAACGAGUGGAGAAGCCACACCUGGGAGAGAACUUAGAGUGAAGGCCUGCUCUCUGGUGCUGCCAAGGUGAAUCCUGCCGGAACAGGGAUCCCAGCAGGUGGGGCUCAGCCAACAUGUGCCUCAAUUUUAUCUUUUUUUAAUGCAGAGAUUUCUGAAGGAUUUUAUCCCCCCAGCAAAGCUACCAGGACCUAGCACAGCUUCACAACCCCACCUGCCACCCUAAACUGGUUCUGGAGCUUCACUUCCCCUGGAGAGCAGCAGGAUGGCAUCUCUGGCCGCUCCCUGGCACUAGCAGUCUGGGGAUGUCACUGCCUACCUUUCCAGGGAGAGGCCUGUGGUGGGAACCCAAGAGAGUUUCCUCGGUGGUUCCUGGGUGGCUUGUCUCUUUGGGGCUGCUCCUUCAACCAUGGCAUGUGCCUGGCCCUGACUGAGGCCUGGUCACUAAAUGUAAAGCUUUAAAUCCAACCUGGGCUGCUGUGCAAAGCCACCCCUGGAGAGGUAGGUAGGUGCAUGCACACGCAUGCCUGUAGACACAGUCUCUCUUUUUUUCUUGGGACUAUCUGAAUGGAUUUUAUCCAAACGUAAAUGUUCGGUUUAUGCUCCAUCAAGAGACAUUUCAGCUCAGAAGAUAAUUGGAGCGGGGGCAUUAGAAUGGAAGAGACUUCUCCUGUAGGGCUGUAGUGUGGCAACCAUCACACCAACAGCUGCAGCGAGAUGCUUUACCAUUUUUAAUUGAAAAUGUUUUAGGCUAUUUAUAUUUUGCUUCCAAGACCCUAUCUUUCCAGUGCCAGCCCUUAAGCAUCAGAAUGGGAAACAGCAAGGUCCUCUGUUGCCUGUAUGCAUCUGCUAGAGCAGAGGCUGAUGCAGCAAACUUCUCUCAUUGAUUCCUUUCCGUGCUGAGCUGUUGGAAGCUGGGGUGUUUGUCUAUUUAAAACUUGAAUGUGAACGGCAGGACUGAUGUGGUCUUGACACUGGAUAUGGUCUUAUGCCCUGGCUGGACAACAUACCCGCCUGACAUUUGGGCUGGGUUUUUUGUCCACUAUCUACGGAAGAUGUAGGCCACCGGCAGUGCUAAAAUGAGAGGUCUGUCUCUCUCACCAUGGCCCUUCCCCACUGUUUUGUGGCCGGGUAGAAGUCACUGGGGCUGGACCAAGUGGAUUUGCAGAAGCUCAGUUUACAGGAUGCAAGCUCAGGGCCUGGGUGCAGGAGCACCUCCUGUGGCCUCUUUUCUGCCCCACCUGGCCCAUUGAAGGAGUGGGGUCGCCCAGCUCUGGAGGCAGGUAGGGAAGGCUGCUCUAGGGAACAUCCCAACAGAAUCCCCAUAUCUCGGUUUGGCUGAGUAAAAAGCUUUCUCCGUCUGUAGCAGCCCAUCUUCAUCCCAGCUCACAGGCUUGAAGGUCUCGGACAGAUGCCUGAUGCCACAUCUGCAUGAGCCACGAGACUAUGGAACCCCAAGGGAUUGUUUCCCCUAUUUUCUGGAGGAUGCUGCUGUUCAUGAGGAACCCUCUGUAUAGAGGGGGCUUCCUCAUCCAUGCAGAGAGCCUGUCCCUUGGAGCGUACGGUGUACCGGGCCUCCCCCACUCCCAGGGCCUCCAAGAAUCUAGAGAAAUGACCACCGCUUCCAAAUUCCUUGGUUGUGAGGAUCCUUUUGUGGCUGCUGGCUGCUCUAGCUUUAGCAUCUUGGCAGUGUCUGAUCUGGAAUCUCUUCACCAUGGAGGCAGAAUCCUACCCUUGCCCAAGAGAACAUUGCCACGGAGGUGGUGGUAGCAUUUCCUGUUUUUCCUCCUCCUGGGACCUAGUCAGUGAGCAGGUCUGGCCUGUCUGGAAGCAGAAUUCUCUGCAAGACAGGGGUCUCAAGUGAUGAAUUACAAACUAGAUGUUUUUAACUCCUUCUCAAGGGCCUGAGUUGAGAAAUGGGGGAGAGGAGACUGCUGGAGCCUUCCCACUAACAAGGCAUGCUCCAGCCCAGCAAGGACAGAAAAAUCCUCCUUCAGCAGAGGUGGGAUGUAGGUGUCCCUGAGGUCUGACCUUCUAUCCCCAGAGCCAGGGAGCAGGUUUUCACUCUGCUGGGAUGCGGCCCUGGCCAGACUUCAACUCGCAUACAGUUUCCACUGAUCCCAGCUGGAGCCCCUGUGGGAGGAAGAAUUGAUAAUGGGUCUCUAAGCCCCUUCUGCAUUCAGCAGCCUAUAGAUAACUCAUGCCACAUGCCUGAAUGUCUCCUGCUAGCUCUUCUCCUCUGGGCAGUGCUUUCCUCUCUAGGGGUGUGGGUUUUGUAUGUUUUGAUUUAGCUUUGUACGUGGGUAUUGGGGGUCUGUUCCUUUGGUCACAAUCAGUUCGUACCUGGUGUAUAUUCAGAACAUUUUAUAUGGCAGAGAAUGUUUUAUACAAAAUGUUGUAAAUAAAAAUUGUUUUGAAA